This is a messenger RNA of Schistosoma curassoni, 3441 nucleotides long. The record is from the annotation of a GenBank genome assembly. NCBI's taxonomy places the organism in Eukaryota, Metazoa, Platyhelminthes, Trematoda, Strigeidida, Schistosomatidae.
AUGACAACAGCCAAGAACAGUUCCUCAGUUAUUCCAGUGAAAACAGAUCAAGGAAACAUGAUAAAAGCUGAUUCUUUAUCAAAUUAUCCUUCUGACAAGCAAAAAAUACCCAAUAAUAUUGAUACUAAAAUAAUAUCCACAUCAACUUUACUUGAAAAGGAACCAAUUAUCAGUCAUAAUAAUAAAACCAAUACUAAUUUGACAAAUCAUAAUUCUUCAUCUUUACAAGAUAAAAAAUGCACAAUGAAACAGGAUACACUAAUCACUUCUCAACCAAUCAAAAUACAGUUACGUGAAGAAUCUAAAGAGUGUAGAAUCAAACAACAAUUGGAUCUUAUGAAUGCAUCAACAGGUGAACAGAAUUACAACAAAUCUCAUUUCUUACAAAAUUCUCGACCACAUAUAUGCAUGUCACCAAGAUGUCCACCAGAUGGUGCAGCAGUUCAUGAAAUUUCUCCAUCCAAUCUCAGUAAAUCAAAUAAAUCAGUUAUUUAUGAAAAUUUGAUUGAUAGAUAUUUAUUAAUGGAACAUGAUAAUCGUUUACCAAAAGAAAUCUCUUCACAAUCAUUAGCUACUACAAGUACUGUUAACAGCGUUACAACAACACCAACUUUUAUUGAUAAUUCCUCCAUUACAAAAAAUCACAUGAACAACAAUGUCAAAGACAUUAUGACACACAGAGUUUCAACUCAAAGUACUCAAACAAAUUCCGACAUAAUGACAGUUACAUCAGCUAGUCUUGUACAUGAUUCACUUUCCGCUUGUGAUAGCAAUAAUAAAAGUCAUUUAACCUCAGAUACGAUUAAUUCUUAUCUGUCCCCACCCAAGAAAACUGUAAAUAUCCCUACCCAACCUCAUUCAUCAGUCAGUACAAAUACUUGGUUCCCACCUCCUCCUCCAACACCACUUCAAGAUUCAAUAAUGAAUUCUACAAAUGUUGAUUUGAAAGCACCGCACUAUCAUGAACAUUGUCGUCCAGAUGAAGUUCGUUCAUUAGUUAUAGACAAACUUCCUGAUAAAUCCUCUAAUAUCAUUACUAAUUUAAAUGUAUCUUCAACUUCUGAAUUCAAUUGUUCAACAAAAAUUAGUACAUCUGUUUCUUCAACAACAAAUUUAAAAUUAUCCACAUCUCCACCAACACCACCUUUACCUCCACCAUCUUCCCCACCCUGUCCACCAUCAGUUCCACCAAGACAUCCAGCUACUUCAUUACAAUAUAAAAUCGAACUGACUGAUUUACCGAAAACUGUAUCUGAAAAGGUGAAGAACAAUAAUGUUUUGGAGAUAUCGGAGAGCAAAUCUCAUCAAAACUUACAUGACACAGAUAACACAUUAUCAGUACAAACCCCUUUGAGAACAUCAUGUAAAAAUCCCGUCACAGCUAACAUUCCAAAUAAACAGAGUUCAAUUUGUCAGUCAGAUAAAUUAUCAGAUUCUUCCGUAAUGAAAAUAUUAACAAAUAAUUCCUCCGAGAUGACAGAAUCUAAGGCACAACCAGUUUCAACCAGUGAUCUAGAUGAAAGAAACAAAGAUUCAGCAAAAUGUCCUCUUGAUGGAAGAUCUGUUGUUCCAUGGGAUUCGAAUCAGAAAGACACUACUGUCUUACUUUCAACCACUUCAUCACAGAAAACACUUCAAACAAAUGAAACAGAAAUGAUUAAAUCAACAUGCAUUCUUUCUCACGCUUCAACAGUAACUUCCUCUACUUCAUUCCCUGACAAACGAAAUGUCAACUGGGCAUUUUCAAACCAACAUAUUUCUUCUUAUCCUUUAGAAAAACUAGAUUCAAUUAAUCUUGACUCAACAAAUCCAGUUUUAAUUAGAAAACAAUCAGUAAAAUUUCAUGAAUCAAACAGAUUACAAAAUGAUCAAAAAUCAAAUGUCACUGUAACUAGACCAAAUUUUUUAUCAGAUUUCAUAUUGAUAAAAUCUACACACCCUGAUCAGCCAUCGAUUAAACGCCUUAUUUCACCUGAUGAUUUGAAAAAUGAACGUACUAUUCGAAGACAUUAUAAUAUUACAAAUAAUCAUAAUCUAAAUCAAUCUGUCUUAUUACAGAAUGAAGGACAAGAUGAAUUUGUACCAUUUAUUUAUUCAGUAAAAGAUCCUACACUUUUAAAUCAUCAUAACCGAGAAUUAUUAAUAAAUAGUCAUCCAGAAAUACAAUCAAACCAACCAUUUGAUGUAGCUUGGUUGAAAGCUCAACAAAGGAUGGAAUUGAUCAAUUCAAAUAACACACGAAACGGAAUUCGUCGAUCUUGUCGUGAUUUUGCUCAGCGCCAAAUCAGUGCAGAACCCACAUUUACGAAUAUGCAAUCAAGUAUUAUGCAUUUAUCUCCAACAAGAACACAUAAAGAACAUUUCGCCUCUAGAAUUCCACCUACCAGUAAGAAUAGUAAUGUACUUUUAAUGACACAAUCUAGUUUACCAGCUGGAUUUCCUGAACAACAAUCAGAAUACUUUAUGCAUUACAGACAUAAAUCUGAUAACCUUGUUCAUAAUAACCCUAAUUUUGUCACAGAUAUGAGAUCGACUCGCAUGUCAGGCGAUUCUACACAUGUACAGUAUUAUCCUCAAAGAAAUCGUUCAUAUAAUUCUGAGAAUUCCUGUAUGACAGAUUUAUUUGCACCAAGUUACAACAGUAGUAUGACGCAAUCUGUAUUCUUCCCUCUAGAUUCAGGAUGGGGCCCACCAGAUGUUAAAUCAAAUGAUUCAACCAGCUCUAAACACAAAAAACAUCAUUCACAUAUGAUUCGUUCACAUAGUCAACGUACUGCCGAUCCACAAACUACUUUAUUAGAAGGUAAUCAGUUAAGCACGUCCUCAGAUCACACAAGAUGUUUAAUACCUUCAAAAUAUUAUCAUCGUAAUUUAAGUCAAACAGUACCAGCCAAUCCAGAUAGUAAUUCCAUUUGGCCUCCAGUUCUUGUUCAAUGGCAUAGAAGACGACCAAAUGUUGCUGUUAGUUCAGAAAAUUUCCCCGACAUAAUAGAUUACCAGGGAAGUAAAAGAUACAAUGAGAAUCUACACAUUCCAGCUGAAUAUUACAGACAUCGAAAACCAGAUUUUCCACGUCAUCAUAGUAGUAGUACAACAGCGAUAUCUGAACAACUUGAAAAUCAACUAUGGUUUCACUGUGAUCUUUCACGUUCACAUGCAGAAAAAUUAUUGAAAUCUACACCGACAGGUAGUUUUCUUGUAAGAAGAAGUGAGACAAGUAAAACAGAACUAUCACUAUCAAUAAAACGAGAAAGCGAUGUUCUUCAUAUGAAAAUUUCACAAGAUCCUGAAACUGGAGGUUAUGUUUUAGGCGAAUAUAGUCAACCAUAUCCAAGUGUUUCAUCUAUGAUUUAUCGUUAUUCACGAACUUUACUACCAGUACGUGGUACAACUCCGGUGUUGUUACGAUUCCCAAUCAGUCGUAUUACAUUUUCACAUUAA